UAUAUGUUUUGCUUCCAAGCUUUGCCCACUUUCUUCUUACUCAAUGAUUCUUUAGGAGGAGAAGGAACAUUUCUUAUGCAUUAAUGUUGGUGAGACAUACAACGGAAGAAGCGCAGUAAUCCAGAAGAUUAGUUUGUAUUGAUUAGGAAUCCAUCUCGUGUGAAUAUUGAAGUGGCUUCUGUUCUGUAACGAGCAAAUCAAGGUGAAAGAUGGAGGGUGAUACUCCUGACGCUAAAAAGAAUAAAGAUCAGCUGAUGAAUGUAAACUCAUCAAAGUCGAGAAACUUGCUACGAAAGAAAGAUGGAGGAUGCUUGGCGGUUUUGAGCAGCGGGAAGUGUUUACAGAUAUUUCAAAACAGUCCCAAAGUAUCAUGUAGUGGCGAGUUCUCUACUUCUUCUCCGAGUCAUCUCUUGAGGAAACUAGGAGCAAACUAUGAUAAAGCUGACCAAUCUCGUAAGGUAAUCUCUUUAUCUAGCAACAACACCUUCUCGUCUCCAUCUACAGACGUUUCUCAGGGAACCCUUCAGUUCACUACGAGAGCCAAUGGAAUAGUGCCUCGUUUUGUUUUCAAGUUGGACAAUGAAAAAGAUGUUUACGUGGCAAGCUUAAGCAGCAACGUUGUAGACCAAAGUGUUUUAGAGUAUACAUAUAUGAUUCAUCUGAAAAGAGAAUCAUCAUCAUCAUCAUCAUCAUCAUCAUCCUCAUCACCGCUUCUGGUUGGUAGAAUAAAGGUGUCAACGUUGUCCUCGUGUUCAUUCUUGAAUGAGAGAUUCGUAGAGAGGCAGUUCGUUUUGUUCAGCAACGAUGGUGAGCAUUCGCAGACACCGUGUAGGAAGAAAAACAGAGGAUCGUGUAAGAAAGUAGUUGGUGUAAUGAAGAACAAUGAGCAGAUGCAGCAACCAAACUCUGACCACGAGCAGGUGAAUCUACUGGAGAACGACCUUCCAACAAAUCUUGAAACGUUAGCUGUUCUUGUGAAACAACAGUUUCUUGAAGAAGAAGAAGAAGAAGAAGAAGAAACUGGAGGUUGGGGAUUGAAGUUCUUGAGGAAGUCUUCACUGGUCAAAACUGAAAGUGGAAGUUCAAGAUCUAAGACAAGUGUUGAUGUUGUGAUUCCAUCAGGGAUUCAUGGAGGGCCUGAAGAUGGACCUUCGAGUUUGAUAGAGAGGUGGAAAUCUCAAGGAAACUGCGACUGUGGAGGAUGGGACUUGGGCUGUUCCUUAACCCUUCUAAAAGGCCAGCCACGCAAAGAUAACCUUUCGGAGCUACUCAUAGAGGGAUCAAAACAUGAGAAGACUGUACUAAGGAUUGAGAAGCUUCGACGAGGACGUUACUUAGUACAACUCCAGACAUGGCUAUCAGUUUUACAAUCUUUCUCGAUUGCAAUAGCAUUCAUACAUAGCCAGAGUCAGGAGCUACUACGAAUAAAUCUAUAAUCAUCAUUAGUAUUUUUGUAUAAUUAAUAUUCAGAUUUUAGUAUACUAUUAAGACAGAAGUAAAAAAACAUUGAUUGAUGAUGUCUAAAUAACCAAAACACUUGAAUGUCGUACAUAUUGUCAGAAAAUGAAAAUUCUCAAAUUUGUUUGAAAGGUAAUCAAACGCACACUCAGACAAUG
Raphanus sativus (radish) is the source of this 1616-nucleotide messenger RNA. RefSeq lists its product as uncharacterized. Bases 210 to 1436 code for a protein of 408 amino acids. The record is from RefSeq and is a predicted model, not a curated record. The transcript is spliced from 3 exons. Lineage: Eukaryota; Viridiplantae; Streptophyta; Magnoliopsida; Brassicales; Brassicaceae.